This is a messenger RNA of Oreochromis niloticus (Nile tilapia), 7368 nucleotides long. RefSeq names its product fibronectin leucine rich transmembrane protein 2 (gene flrt2). The record is from RefSeq and is a predicted model, not a curated record. Gene Ontology annotation, molecular function: protein binding. NCBI's taxonomy places the organism in Eukaryota, Metazoa, Chordata, Actinopteri, Cichliformes, Cichlidae.
GUGUGUUUGAGAGACAAACUAUUUUCUGCAGUGUGAGGGCAGCGGGGAGGAUCUGUGGCUUAAAGCCAUCACGGAGCCGCUCUGGAGGAGAUGCAUUCUUUAUUCUGAGGAGGGGAGGAGGGACAGGAGAGAGAGCGAGGGGGGGAGAGAGAGAGGUGAGCGGAGAAGGCGCGUCGCACUAUCAGCUGAAUCCAUCUAAGAAAACAACUCGCAGGGAGUCCGGGUCUGAGCUGCGCCAAGCACUGAAAGGCAAGUCUGACCUCCCCACCGAAAACAGCGCAUAGGACGGACGCAGCUGGCCGUCAUGGCCCGUGGCGGAUCAGGCGGCGGACAGUUCAGCGAGUGCGUCCUCACCGUUCGGCCAGAGUGUGGGAGGCGAGAGAAGUGCCCGCUGCCGCUGUCUCCGGUGCUUUUGCGCCGCUCACGGUGUUGAGUCAAAGCGGAGGGAGCUCUCCUUUUAGAAGCUGGGAAAAACGCAGGAGAGAAAAAAAAAGUACCGACAGCAGUGCGGACGGACUCGCAGCCACAUUCGAGAGACGCACACGGGAGGCAGAGGGGGACAUAACCCAUGCGGGCAAAUAUGCUCCUCGCCGGGUUCGAGCUGCUCGUAGGAACCGACUCCCACAAGCGUCGCCGAACAGAGCUUUACGCACGGGUUUGCAGCAGGACCGCAUGAAGGACGGCGGCGUAAAGACGGGGGAAAAGUUGACUGCGGUAGCGGGGUUUGCGAUGGAUAAAGGCUCAGCAAAGGUCUCUGGAUCCAAAUGUCACCCCCCUUGGACUCUGCCCUGGUCUGGGACCAGCAGUGUGUGACGGACAGGCGAGCGGAGCCUGCGGUGGCGCUCAAAUUGGCCCUGGCUGAGCUCUGCAUGGAGCAGCGAGAGAAGAGUCCUGCUAUGGUCUGAUGUCUCAGCAUGGAUGGAGUCAGUCAGAGGACUGGCCACCACUAAUGAGACCAUCGCUCUUCGGCUGAGGACUAGCAUUUACAGGAUUACUCCCACAGUUUCCUGCUCUUUUCCUAGCUAACUGCAUCAUUACUUAACAAUCCUAGUUGGACGUUUUUUUUAUAUUUUCAUGGGUCUGGUUUUUGGUGGAUAUAUACGUCAUUUGCCUCUCUGAUUUUCAUUUUUUUUAUUCCCUCCCACCAGUUUUUUUUUUUUUUAAAUUGUUGGUUUGCCUUUUUCCCCCUGUUUGUUUUUCCACUAUGGAGUUUCUGGCUGGACCCUGGAAUAAAGAUUGGGCUUCAUUCUUGCAAUUUUGGUUGACUGUCAUCCUAAGCCUCCAAAUGCAAUUCAGCCCAGGUGCCUCUUGUCCGCAAGAGUGUCGUUGUGACAAAGGGUUUGUGUACUGCAACGAACGCAGCCUGACAUCAGUGCCUCUGGGGAUACAGGAGGGCUACAAGGUCCUCUACCUCCACAACAACCAGAUCAACAAUGCUGGUUUCCCUGUGGAACUUCACAAUCUGGCCUCCGUAGAAACUGUGUACCUUUACGGCAACCAGCUCGACGAAUUCCCCGUGAAUCUGCCCAAAAACACCAAGGUCCUGCACCUCCAGGAGAACAAUAUCCAAACGAUCUCCAAGGCAGCUCUUGCCCAGUUGACUAAACUAGAGGAGCUACACCUUGACGAUAACUCCAUCUCCACAGUAGGGGUGGAAGAAGGGGCCUUCAGGGAGGCGGUCAGCCUCAAACUCCUCUUCCUCACCAAGAACCACUUAAGCAGCGUUCCCAUUGGUCUUCCCGAAGACCUGAAGGAGCUGCGGUUAGAUGAGAACCGCAUUGCUGUCAUUGCAGAGGAGGCCUUCCAGAAUGUGACACGUCUACAGCGCCUCCUGCUGGACGGGAACCUGCUGACAGACGAGGGCAUCGCACCAGGGACCUUCCAGGACCUGGCCAACCUCCGCGAGUUGGCUCUGGCCCGCAAUUCACUGACUUUCCCCCCUCCUCUCCUGCCCAGCCAGUCGCUGGUCAAACUCAGCCUACAGGAGAACCAGAUCGACCAGAUCCCCGUGGCGGCGUUUGCGGAUCUGAACAGGCUGGAAAGACUGGAUAUCUCCAGCAACCAGCUUCAGACUCUCACGCAAGGUGUGUUCGAUGGCCUGUCCAGCCUGAGGCACCUCAUAGUGCGAAACAACCCGUGGCGCUGCGACUGCACCAUAAAAUGGGUGGUGGUGUGGCUCAAAUCGCUGCCUUCCUCUGUCAACGCCCGCGGGUUUACGUGCUCGAGUCCGGAGAAGGUGCGUGGCAUGACAAUCAGAGAGCUCACGCUGGAUAUUAUCGAGUGCCCCAUUCAACCCGACCAGCCGCCCUGGCCCACCCUCCGCUCCACACCCCCUCCCCCACCCACCACCACCCCUGUCACCACCAUGAUUUCCACCCUCAUCACUUCAUCCAUCCCUUACUACUUUGACUCCCCCUCCCCCACGCUGCCCCCUUACUUAACAACCCCGCCGGCCCUGCCUCCUUACGAGGACCCCCUUCAGAUCUCCUUCCACGUGGUCAACUCCACCAACAUCGACGUGAGCUGGGCUUCCUACUUUACUGUCACCGCCUACAAGGUCACUUGGGUCAAAAGGGGCCAAAGCCAAAUCAACGAAGGAAUGCGGGAGAGGACGGUGAGCGGGGACCUGCGGCGCAUCAGCCUCACCAACCUGGAUCCCCGGUCUGUGUAUCGGAUCUGCGUGCACGUCCUGGACACCCUUAACUCCUAUAGGCCCGGGGAGGAUACUAUAUGCUCCGAGGCCAGGACCAAGCCGCCAGUGACCACCAAGCCUCCGGGCAGAGAGCAGGCUCCUCAGGACAGCAUCAGCUCCAUGCUGCUAAUGGCUGGGAUCAUAGGAGGGGCUGUUCUUAUCGUCCUGGUUACGCUGCUCAGCUUGUUCUGCUGGCACAUGCACAGGAAGAACCGGUCGUCUUCGACCAAGUGGAAAUACAACCGCGGCAGGAGAAAAGACGACUACUGCGAGGCUGGAACCAAGAAGGAUAACUCCAUUCUGGAGAUGACUGAGACCAGUUUCCAGAUAGUGGCGCUGAACAAUGAGCAGCUGCUCAAGGGAGAUUUCCGCAUCCAGCCCAUCUACACUCCCAACGGGGGCAUUGGAUUUAGAGACUGUCACCUCAGUAACAACAGCAUAGCCUACUGCAAGAGCAGCAACGUGCCCAGUACAGAGUUCUGCCACACGUGAUGCUGCAGACACUCAGUACAGCAGCAUUCACACACACACACACACACACACACACAAAGCAAAAAGACUUGCAUAAACACACACACACACUGUUUGUCUAGACAUUGAAAAAUAUAAAAAAUUAUAGUGAAAUAUAACUGUAUUAUAUAUAUUUCCAAGUUCUGUCUACGAUGUAAUUUAUACUGUGGAUAAUAAUGUGGGAUUCUCUGCUAUCUUUUUUAUUCCUAGAAAAACAGAUACAAGUGUUUCUUUUUUUUAUAACCAGCAGGGUUUUGGAAGUUGUUUUAACGGUCAGUACUGUACGUGAACAUGGAUUUGUACAAUCACGGCACCCUGGGUGUAGCUUCUGACAAAAAAAAAUUUGCUGUCAGCCUUGGAAAUGUUUUUUGGGGGAGGGGGCGCUUUUGGAGGGCUGGGAUCCUUUGCUAACCACAGAAGCAAAAUAGGACCUUUUCACACUUUGAAACCCUGCAAAAAAAUCAAAAGAAUAAUAAAAACAGCCUCCCCAGAACAACACAGCAGACGGGGAAAUCCAAACACUGCUGAUUAGAGGAAAUAUGGCGCUGGUUCAGUGACGGCGUGUUUAAAAGGAAAAAAAGAAAACGUGAGAAUUGAAGUGCACUUUCUUAUUAAUGGCAGCAUGGCAGGAAAUGAGCAGAGGUAGGUGGUGGUGUGUGACGGGGGUUGUGCACGGCCGUGCAGGUUGGGAAUAUCAUCGGUGUUGUUAAAAAGCCUGGGCUGAAGUUUCUUAACACUAAAAGCAUCUUUGUUCUGUUCGUUUCCAGGUAGAAUUGGUGGGUUUUGGAAAAGAUGUCACCAAAAAAUGGUUUUUAAUGUGAGCUUAAAAGCAACAAGCGACUAUUGUUUCUAAAAUCAUGCUUGAAUGUGCUGAUUCUUGCUGAUCCUUUGAAGAAACAUUCGUUAGUUCAGCUUCUUUUUUCCCCCAAUGUUUUAGCAAGUGAGGCCACAAGGGGGCAGUUUUCCUCAGCGUUGUGUGUGUGUGUGUGUGUGUGUGUGUGUGUGUGUGUGGUACAUAGAAAGACAGGCCAGAGAGAUCACUUUACCUCCACCAUUUCCCCCGAGCCCAUUACCCAGACAACAUUACUCAUGCUUGAACAGCAUUGUGUCGAGUAUUUUUGCUCAUUGGGCUACUUAAUGAUGUGGAAUCAUUUAAAACUAACAGUGUUUCUGUGUUUGGUGGCUAAAUGAUAUGGAUUUUCACCACUCCGGUCCAUUAUGAGAUGAUUUGUGUGUGUGUGUGUGUGUGUGUGUGUGUGGAGAGCAUGAUGAAUUUUGAUAUGGCUCACACAUAACACUAAUUAUACAGCCACUUAUCUCAACCUUGUCCCAUCGUCCAUUAGACUUUGUGAUAAAUUAGGAAAUUACAACAAUGGACUCGCACCCCGCCCAUGAUCGCACACUGCGCUGCGACCGAGCGCUUCAUCUAGCUUCUCAUUAUUUAUCCUUUUGUCCGCACUUAUAGUGUGGCCUUUUGAAUUCACGUUUUGCUCAGCCUAAACAAUGCAGCUGCUCACUUCACAACAGCAUCUCUGAGAGGAUGAUUGCCACUCUGUCUGCCUUCCAGUGUCAGCGUCCGACUCUUCGCUCCAAUCCGUGCACGGCUCAAAAAACCACUUUCCUUGCCCUUCAGCUUGUAAGCGUUGGUGGCUUCUCUUUGCAUUGAAUGUGAGGGUGCCAGUGUGAGGUCUUCAUUAUGCACUUCUUAAGGAAGCUUUAUUUGAUUUGACAAGAUUUUAUUUUGAGGGGCCAAGCUUAAAGAGCUCCUUCCCUUUUCUUUCCCCCCUUCGUAUAAUCCUCAACCAAAAAAGGGAGAGAAAUAUGUAGGCCUUAUUUUCACAUGGCUGCCCGAAGCUCAUGCUGAGAGGCAGUUUUUAACUCUUUGCGAGGCACACAGAUUCAGCUGUUCAAAUGCACUGUACCCGACAGAGAGUCGGCACAACCUAAGAUCAAUUUUUACAAUCCAGAGAUUUUUUAAGGGCUCGUGCUAAGCGUUGAGAUUAAAAGUAAGCGCUCUUCCUAUGACUCCAGCAAUAGCUCAGAUUGUGAUAAACUGGCCUGUUUGCAAUUCCAGUGCUUAAAAUCUGUUCAGCUAUUAAUUGAAUACUUUAAUGAAUUAAAUCAUCCAUCUUAAAAUGUAAUUUAGGGUCGCUCUAAAAUUAUUUUUGAAAAUUAAUUUGGUUUUUAGAUGGAAGUGGUAAUUUUUUAAAAAGAUAAAAUCUCUGUCAUUAAAUUUUGUUUAAUGGUUUUCUGAGUGUUUAGCUGGAAAAAAAAUCUAGAGUUUAAUCAUAAAAACUUUUUGUAACAUUUCAGAAUAUCGUAUAUUAUCAUGUAGCCUAAUUGUUCUUUGUUGUACACUUUUUGUGUAUUUAGGUCACAGAUUUACUCUUUGCAGUUCAUUUGCCCAAAAAAAGAAAUAAAACCCAAGAUAUAUAAUUUCAGCAAGAUUUGAAUCAGUAGCUUUGUUUUCUCAGAAAGCGUUAUAGCUAGCAUAGCAAUGAACAAGGAUCAAUAGCAAAUAUGUUUUAGCUAUCACAACAACAUUGUCAUUGUCAGUUGUGUUUUUUGGUCAUGAUAGUUGUGCAGUAAAAUCUCCUAUUAAAAAACUAAUCAACACCACUUUACUGUUAGCAUGCUAAAAAACAGUGCUAGCACCGGCAGCCAGCUAGCCUGACCUAGCAUAGCUUAGAAAGUGAAAACAUGAAAACAGCUUGUUUGCACUCGCAAACAAACUAUGAAGUCUUCUACGCUGUAAAACCACAAGGUCAUUUUUAGACUUCAAAUUUUUGUACAGAUUGAACAAAUGUGAUCUAAUGUAGAUAUUGGACAUAGCGAGAUUAGCUGUAGCCCUGUCUGUUUCAAGCUAAGCUCAUCUGCUCUUGACUCUAGCUUCAUGUCUAUGGCGUCAAUCUUCUCCUUACUUUUGUAAGAAACCACCUAUUAUUCCUCAACUUCUAAAUUAAUAUGCAGGUGGCUUAGAUAAUUUAUGUAAAGCUAAGGAUGAUUGAUAGCAAUGAUUGAUUUGUUGAUAGGGUUUUUUAAUUUCUUUUUUGCCAUCAUAUCCAAAUGUCUAUUUUUGUGAAUAUUUUUGGCGAAAUAAUAACGUUAUCAAUCAUGUGAAAAAAGGCACAAUCAUACUACUCUGCUCACUAUAAGGGACACUGUCACUGGCUGCCUGUUAUCCUAGUUGAGCUUCAAGUCUGAAAACUGGAAAAUAGCUAGCGUGCUCAGGCUAAGGCUAAUAAAAUUUACUGUAAAAUGUUGUUUUUAGACUUCAUAUUUUUGCACAGAUUAAAAACAAAUGUGAACUAAUGUGCUAAUUAGUGGUGUUGACUUUGGUGCUGGUAAAUGGUGAGUUGAACAUAACAGUUUUAGCUUAUCCUUGAACUAAGCUAUACAGACAUGAAAGUGAUGCGAGUCUUCUCAUCAGUCUCAGCAAAAAAAGUGAACUUUGUAAAACGGCAAACCCGUCUUUCACUCCUCAGCUCCUCUUUAAGUAUGUAAAUCAUUUAAAAAAAUAAUUUCAAGUUGUUCUACAUCUUCUGUGGUUAUCAAAGUGUCUCCACUUUUUGUUUAAAUCUUUUUCUACUAAUACACAUAUCAGCCAACCCAAUACACGCUGUCCAUCGAGACACACCAGGCUGCCCUGACCUGUGCUCGGCUUUCCCCUGCUGGGUACCUAACCGACAGUUCACCAUGUACGGUUCACUACAUGCUUUAACAGCUGACCAUAAUCCCACGCAGUACACUUGAACAUGUACAACUGCUAUCGCUGGGAAUUUUCUUUCUUUCAUUUUAGAUAUAAAGCCCUAUUUUAGUCCCACGAUCAAGCAAGCCAGGUGAAUCCAUUGCAACAUUUAGCAUCUCCCCCUGUCUGUGAAUGUGUAACGGAGACAGAUAUUUGCCUUACCUUUUAUGCAGGAAUGAAUGAUUAACGAGAGGGAGAGAGAGCGAGGGAGUUAAGUGGGAGGAAGAAAGGGGAGUAGAAAGAUGAGACAUAAAGAGACGGCGGCAAGAACAGAAAGCACAUUUCUCCGACCGACUGCAGCAACAAUAACGGCGUUAACAGGAAGCGUGACACACACAGUAGCUAACGAAGAGACUGUUCGUCCAUAGUGCCAGAAAUUAAGCGGUGCACUGCUAAUGAUUCAGCCAGACUGGGAAGA